Carassius carassius (crucian carp) is the source of this 2764-nucleotide messenger RNA. It is a transcript of the gene samhd1a, whose product is annotated as SAM domain and HD domain 1. Bases 121 to 1986 code for a protein of 621 amino acids. Gene Ontology annotation, biological process: regulation of innate immune response; defense response to virus; dGTP catabolic process. Lineage: Eukaryota; Metazoa; Chordata; Actinopteri; Cypriniformes; Cyprinidae. The record is from RefSeq and is a predicted model, not a curated record. Gene Ontology annotation, molecular function: dGTPase activity; protein binding. The transcript is spliced from 16 exons. Gene Ontology annotation, cellular component: nucleus.
GGUGGCGGUAAAUGCACCUGAAGUUGGUUUGACAUCCGCCGUAAAGCAUCAUCAGAAGAAGAAGCGAGCCGCCGGCUUCCAUGCGAAAGUUUGCGUGCGUUCUCUAGGAAGUAUUAGAGUAUGGAGAGAGGAGUGAAGCGGCCCCGAGGAGGAGCAGGAGACGGCUGUGAGGCGGACUUCAGGCGCUGGGACGUGGCCGGGACCGUCUCUUAUCUGCGCCGAGAGGGACUCGAUCAGUGGGAGCAGAUCUUCAGAGAACAUGGCAUAACAGGGCCAGGCCUGCCAUUCCUCACCGAAGCGCAUUUGGAGAAGAUGGGUGUUUUCCCUUUGGGAUCACGCCUGCAAAUCCUCCACUGCCUUCAGAAACUCUGGCAAAUCUCCAGUGAGUCCAUGAAGGUCUUCAACGACCCCAUCCACGGCCACAUCGAGCUGCAUCCUCUGCUGGUGCGGUUCAUAGACACGCCUCAGUUUCAGAGGCUGCGGCACAUCAAGCAGCUGGGAGGGACUUACCUGGUCUUCCCCGGGGCUUCUCACAACCGCUUCGAGCACUCCAUCGGGGUGGGAUAUCUGGCCGGAUGUCUAGUCCAGGCUCUUCAUGAAAGACAGCCAGAGCUCCUCAUAACAAAGCAAGAUGCUCUGUGUGUGCAGAUUGCUGGCCUGUGUCAUGACUUGGGUCAUGGCCCCUUUUCUCAUAUGUUUGACGGCAUGUUCAUCCCUAAAGUUCGACCUGGUGAGAAAUGGAAGCACGAGAUGGCCUCGGUUCAGAUGUUUGACCACCUGGUGAAGGUCAACGGUCUGGAGGAGGUCAUGGUACACCACGGGGUGACUCUUCCCGAUGACCUGAUAUUCAUUAAGGAGCAGAUCGCCGGACCACUGGAAAACUCGGUCUUAAACCGUUCGUGGCAAUAUAAGGGCCGGCCGAUGGAGAAAUCCUUCCUGUACGAGAUCGUAGCAAACAAAAGAAACGGCAUUGACGUGGAUAAGUGGGAUUAUUUCGCCCGUGAUUGCUACCAUCUUGGCAUUCAGAACAACUUUGACUAUCAGCGCUUCCUCAGAUUUGCACGAGUGUGUGAAGUGAGAGGAAAGAAGCACAUCUGCACCAGAGACAAGGAAGUUGGCAAUCUCUAUGACAUGUUCCACACUCGUAACUGCCUCCAUCGCCGGGCGUAUCAGCACAAAGUGGGCAACAUCAUCGAGACCAUGAUUACGGAGGCUUUCGUAAAAGCUGAUCCUCAUAUUCAGAUCCAGGGCUCUGCUGGGAGGAUCUUCAGCAUCUCUUCAGCUAUAGAAGACAUGGAGGCCUACACCAAACUCACAGACCACAUCUUUGAGCUGAUUCUGUACUCGUCUGCGCCGGAGCUGUCUGAGGCACGAGCCAUCCUAAACAACAUCGUCUGCAGACGACUGUACAAGUGUGUGGGUCAGACCACAGCCGAGACGCUCGUGGACGCCUCACAGGAGAAGCUGCUUGACUGGGCAAAGGAAGUCGCUGGUUCAAAGCCCAGUGGCACAGAUGCCAACCUGACUGCGGAGGACUUUGUAGUUAGUGUCAUUCACAUGGAUUAUGGAAUGAAAGAGAAAAACCCCAUCAACAAUGUUCACUUUUACUGCAAGAAAGAUCCCACCAAAGCCAUCAAGAUCCGCAAAAAACAGGUGUCCAAACUGCUGCCAGAGUGCUUCGCUGAGCAGCUGAUCAGGGUUUACUGUAAGAAGUCAGAUGACAAGAGCUUAGAAGCUGCUAAGAAGUAUUUUGUCCAGUGGUGCAUGGACAGGAACUUCACCAAACCUCAGGAUGGAGAUAUAAUUGCUCCAGAGCUAACCCCGCUCAAACAUGACUGGCACACGCUGGAGCAAGACGACGAGGACAGUGAGCUAGAUGACAAUGCCGCACACAAUCAUCUUGGAAUGAGAGAUGAAACGCCCAGGAAGACUGGACGUAAUGUGAAAGUCAACCUCUUUCAAGCUCAGGGAGAAAGCAGACUCUGAAUCACUGGCCCUGGGAUCUCUGCCCUGUGUUUCUCUCAUUGAGAAUAUUUGGGUGCUCAUUCUCUCUCAAGUGUUUUUGAGCUUCAUUUAAACUGGUUUGCCUUUUGGUUUUAUUUUCACCUUUAAUAUCAUGUUCAUUGCCAGGGUUUUAAUGCUACUUGCACCUCUGACGCUUUAUUUUACAUCAAUCCAGAAUGAGUGUCUCUCUCCACCAUCCAUUAUGUUUUGAUGCAGAGGGAAAUGUUAAAUGCGUUUGGGCAUUCUUUUGUUGUUUUUUAUUUAUUUAAAACUUUUUAUCAGGGACUUGCUGUUACUUUUUUCCUUCUGUUAAUCGGCCCUCUACUCACUCGCAGUGUGUAAAAACUCAUGUUAUGAUGAGUCUCAAAUGUGAUGACAUCUAUAUUUGAGUAAACUAUUUUUUAGACUUCAGGUGUUUUGUGUUUACAGUAAUGGGGGUAUGAUUUGUUUUGUUUUUUGGAUCUUGUGUCAGAUGUUCUCAUCUUCUCAUCAGUACAGGCUUUUGCUGUGAACCGAUAUGCUUGCUUACUGAUUUCAGGCUGUACUGAUAUAUUACAAUUGUCACAGCACAAUCACAUCAAGUCUGUUGUACAGAAAAAGGUUAACUCAUGGCACAUUGUGCAUGUCAUGCUGAAAGAUGUAGUGCUGAAUCAAUGCAAACUCUAUCUAUCUCUAAAUUCAGAGCAUGCAAAUAAAAAUCCAGUCAUGCCAUUCAUUCUUUUAAUGUGCCUGAUAGUGGACAUGAAGUACAGACCCACUA